CCUCUCCCUCUCCCUCCCUCUCUCUCUCUCUCUCUCUCUCUUAUAAGAACCGUAUUCCAUCUGUCUUGCUCAGUUCGGCGCUCGCGUCCAUCUCGGCUGCUACUACUACUACUACUACUACUACUACUACUACUACUGGAUGUAAAUAGUGGGAUAGUUUGUUGACUCCUCUAGACGCGAUAACAGCACAAAUACAAGGUGGAAGAUAUUAAACAGUAGCUGGCGUUCCUAUAUGGCAGCCCAAUCUCUUCCCGAUCUGUCUACGUGCCCAACAUUUAAACUCCCCCUAAACCUUGUACAGCCACUCAUGCCCUCGCUACGCCUAGCACAUACUGCCCAGGCCCCAAUACCACAGCAACACCACACACACACUCGGGGACUUGCCAGGAACAGCUAGCAGAGGCGGAAAGCUAGGAAUACGACUGCAUCUCUCCCGCCUACGUGACUUGCAGCGACUUGUCCCAGUCACUUACCCUUGGCCUUGUGCACCGCUGUCUCCUGGUCCCUAGUACGCCUUGUCAUCGCCACGCAGCAUCCUACAGGGCCGAAGACGUCACAGGAAACGCCACAUCGCGGCAGGACGCGUAGGAGCGGCACUAAGAGGUGAAAAAUAGCGAUAAGGUGCGGCUGUGUUGCCCGUGUGGGCUCUCUCCUCGUGUGUCAGCGCCGCCUCCUCUGCUUGACUCCCUCACCCCGCCUGUCCGCCCCGCACCUCCCCCGAACUCCUGCUUCGUGUGGCGUGGCGAAGCUUUGUGCUGUGGUGGUGUGGUGCGGAAAAUGAAGCCAGAAGGUGAAGCUAACGGUGUGGUGGUGGAAAGUGUCUGCGUAACCCGGAAGAAUGAGGAAAAUGGAGAAUUGCACAGUGACAUUGGUUAUGAAAGACAGUUAAUAUCAGCUUCUGCGCGAUUCUAUGAAAUGCUAGAAGGGUUGAACGUCCCGGGUGAUUCUGGGAACCCCCCUGUGGCUCCCCCGUGGCUGGACAAAGCGCUAUUCAAUAAAGGAAGGCAGUUUUACCAACGCUACUUCUUCUGCGUUUUCAUGUCAGAUCUGGUGGCGCUGCUGAUGCUCUUCACGGUUAACAGAAUCCUUCGGCCGCUCAUUUACACUGGCAGAUCGGACACGGCGCUGAAGGCACUCCGUCGCUAUGUGUCUACCAUAUCUCAUGUGAUCACCUGGUACAGCGGGGACAUGUGGGAGCCAUCAGACCCCGCGCACAAGGACAUAAUGCAGGUUAGGCAGAUCCACAAGGCUGCUGCUAAGACAUUCAACUCAGCAACUCACAGCGAGAAGGUUGACACAGCGUCCACAUCCGCCUCGCUGUGUGUCUGUCCUUUCAGCACGCCGGUCAUGGAGGACUUGCGCGCCCACCAGGAUGCGGGAGUGGCGUUAGAAACCAAGCCCACGUUGUACAUUAGCCAGUGGGAUCAAAUGUUCACUCAGUAUGGUUUUCUCGGGGUGAUGGUCGCGCACCCUUGGCGAAUGGGUGCCUGGAGGGUUACUGACGAAGAAAUGGCUGGUUUUAUUCAUUUCUGGCGUGGCGCUGGCUGGCUACUGGGAAUUGAAGAUAAAUAUAACUUCUGCAAUGGGACUGUAGAGGAAACUAGGGCCCUCUGCCGCGAAAUGGAGGAGCGCGUGGUGAAACCCUGUCUGUCCCAAGCCGGAAGAGACCAUGAAGUUAUGGGAACAGCAUUAAUAGAUGGUUUGGGCACCGUUCUUCCUUUCUUCUCCUACCCAGCUGUUGUCAGACUCCUCGGGGACGUCCUUGAAGUUCCCAUGCCCUCUGUGACUGCAAGGAUGAACAGGAAGCAGAGAUUUCAUUACGCAUUCUUAAAGGUAGUUUUGCACGGCUUGUUUUUGGUACCCGGGACGAUCUGGGUGUUCAAUGAGAUGCUUAAGAUGGGUUUAAAAGUGGUGCAAGGCAAAUAUUCGUGGUGGAAGCCUAAACAUAAGGUGACGCCAUAUUCAUACUAAGAGAGAGAGAGAGAGAGAGAAUGUGUAAGUUCGUGUAUUCAAGGGUUAAAUAAAUGUGUAAUAAAGAGAUGAAAGAAAAUGUGAGUGAUAAUAAAAGAAAGGAAGAAAAUUGUAAGAAAAAAAGACAAAAGGCAAGAAGGAAAAGUGUUACUACGAAAAGAAGAGAAAAAAAGUAAAAAAAAAUGGAGAAGGAAGAGAAGGAGAAACAAAGAACAAGAGAGAGAGAGAGAGAGAGAGAGAGAGAGAGAGAGAGAGAGAGAGAGAGAGAGAGAGAGAGAGAA
Molecule: messenger RNA, 2252 nt
Organism: Scylla paramamosain (green mud crab)
Lineage: Eukaryota; Metazoa; Arthropoda; Malacostraca; Decapoda; Portunidae
Exons: 2
Coding region: 778-1971 (397 amino acids)
Molecular function (GO): oxidoreductase activity
Source: RefSeq, a predicted model, not a curated record